Cornus florida is the source of this 1388-nucleotide messenger RNA. Its product is annotated as probable fructokinase-7. Lineage: Eukaryota; Viridiplantae; Streptophyta; Magnoliopsida; Cornales; Cornaceae. The record is from RefSeq and is a predicted model, not a curated record. Gene Ontology annotation, molecular function: fructokinase activity. Bases 104 to 1147 code for a protein of 347 amino acids. Gene Ontology annotation, biological process: fructose metabolic process. Gene Ontology annotation, cellular component: cytosol. The transcript has 7 exons.
AUAUACGAGUAGAUUCAUCCCCUUGACUACUAGAGACAUUAAGACAUUUCUUCGGCUCUCUGUUUCAAGCGUGCUACCUCUCUCUCUCUCUCACAUCACGAAAAUGGCUGAAGAACCCACUUCAGAUAAUUCCAAAGAUCUGCCUUCAAAUAAAGAUGGAGGGUCACAGGGGAACAGUUCACUGGUUGUUUCCUUUGGAGAAAUGUUGAUUGACUUUGUGUCAACAGUGCAAGGAGUUUUGCUUGCGGAAGCACCUGCCUUCGAAAAAGCUCCAGGUGGUGCUCCUGCUAAUGUUGCUGUUUGUAUAGCAAGAUUGGGAGGUUCUUCAGCUUUUAUUGGCAAGGUAGGCAAGGAUGAAUUUGGGUACAUGUUGGCUGACAUUUUGAAACAAAACAAUGUCAACAAUUCUGGAAUGAGAUUUGACCUCAACGCAAGAACUGCACUGGCAUUUGUGACACUCAGAGCCGAUGGCGAGCGUGAGUUCCUGUUUUUCCGUAAUCCUAGUGCUGAUAUGCUUCUUCAUGAAUCAGAACUUCAUUUUGACCUAAUAAAGCAGGCAAAGAUCUUCCACUAUGGCUCAAUUAGUUUGAUUGAAGAACCAUGUAGGUCAGCACAUCUUGCUGCAAUGGCCUUUGCCAAAAAGUAUGGUACCAUCCUCUCUUAUGAUCCAAAUUUGAGAUUACCAUUAUGGCCUUCAGCAGAUGCUGCUCGGCAGGGAAUAAUGAGCAUAUGGGACCAAGCAGAUGUUAUUAAGAUAAGUGAAGACGAAAUAUCAUUCUUGACUGAAGGUGAUGAUCCUUAUGAUGAUAAUGUGGUGCUAAAGAAGCUAUUCCAUCCUAACCUUAAGCUUUUGGUUGUAACUGAAGGAUCUAAAGGUUGCAGAUACUACACCAAACAAUUCAAUGGUAGGGUUCCUGGUGUUAAAGCUAAACCUGUUGACACAACUGGUGCCGGUGAUGCAUUUGUUGGUGGGAUGCUGUACAGUUUAGCCUCUGACGUAAAUCUUUAUCAGGAUGAGAGGCGGUUAAGAGAAGCUCUCCUUUUUGCAAAUGCUUGUGGUGCCAAAACUGUAACCCAGAAAGGAGCAAUUCCUGCACUACCAACAAAAGCAGCAGUCCUUCAACUCUUAAAAGAAGUAAAUUCAUGAGAAAAAGUCACAAAUCAUCUUAUUUCUUCUGUUCAUUUAUAUCAAGUUAAUGUAAUUUGGGUUCCCAAGUGUGGGCAACAGUGAGUUUUUUGUUCCCUUUUUGUCGCUGUGUACCAUUUUUCUCUUUAUUCGAUUAUUAACAAACCGAUUAAGUUCCAUUUCUUGAUGGCUUAUUGGAACCAGUUGUAGUGGCACAAAGAAAAGAUGAAAUGGUUUUAGAGAAAAAUGGGGGUUCUUGUAA